AUGUUCAGACUACCCAACCGACAGCCAUUCAAGGCUCUUCAUAGUCCUCUUCGCAGCCCUCUCCACUAUCCUCUUCGUCUCUCCUCCUCGCACGCCACGCAAGUUCCGUACUCUGGACCUCCGAGUUACGAUACUAUUAAACGACGCUUCUCCUCGCAAUAUCCCAAUCCACUAGCCUUUUUUGCGCGAAAACGUGGGGAAGAGGCUAGAGACCGCGGUGAUUUUAUUGAUAUUCAUGAUAUUGGUGGCCCGGACCCGAAAGAUUUCGAUGUCUUGAUCCCGGAUAUUGACGACGAGAUAUUGCGAACUGAAGUUGCGGAUGUCAUGGGCAUACGAUACCUUGAGAAGGCGACUGAGGCUGAUGCUAAUACUGUGGUUCGAGCCGGGCGUGGUUAUAUCUUCGGUCGGAAUAUCCGUACGAUGUUUCCAUGUGUUGUUACUCAUGGCGAUAAAGCUCAUUGGGUUUUUUUCAUUGUGGUCACUGGUGCCCCGUUGACAUACCUCUCGGUUCAGACAUGUGAACUUCUCGGUAUCAUGGAAAACCAACCCACCCCCGUUAAGCUCGCUGGAUAUUCCCACUCGGUUUAUAUGUCGCCGAAGAACUCACGCUUUGCCGGUGUUAAUAUUCUUGGUAUGGACUUUUGUAAUGUGAACAAGGUUCAUCUGUGGCAUGACUAUAAGGAUCGGACGGUGACAUUGUACUUCGGUGGACGGUGGGAGCCUACUUGGAAGUCGAAACUGUAG
Messenger RNA from Amorphotheca resinae ATCC 22711, 744 nucleotides. RefSeq lists its product as hypothetical. Lineage: Eukaryota; Fungi; Ascomycota; Leotiomycetes; Helotiales; Amorphothecaceae. The transcript is spliced from 2 exons. The coding region runs from base 1 to 744 and encodes 247 amino acids. The record is from RefSeq and is a predicted model, not a curated record.